Messenger RNA from Oldenlandia corymbosa var. corymbosa, 1077 nucleotides. The record is from the annotation of a GenBank genome assembly. Lineage: Eukaryota; Viridiplantae; Streptophyta; Magnoliopsida; Gentianales; Rubiaceae.
AUGCGUUUAUUAGUCCAUAAACCACGUUGCCUAGCUCCGGCGGCGGCAAAAUCAGCGUCGGGUUGGUUGAUCCGAUUCUACACGCCGACUUUGCCUCCGUCAAAUAAGAUGUUUUCAACACAGGAGGGUUGUUGGGUGGAUAUAAUGCUGCUGCUUCCCCUUUAUUUGAUAUCAGAAAUCUUGAAAAAGCUCCCAGUAAAAUCCUUGAUACGAUCUAAAUGUGUGUCCCGAGCUUGGCUAUCAAUCAUCAGUGAUCCAUCAUUCGCCAUGGACUACUCUAGUGGAUCUCGAAUUCUGGUGAUUGCUCAACCCAAUGAUGUCCCCGAUUUUAAUCCUCGCUACAGUCAUUCCUUCAUUUGUGUCAGCCUUGAUGGCGGCGGCAAUUGCAACGAUAUGUUUCUCCAUCAUGAAGUGGUUCAUGGCGAUUGCGAGGAACACAUGAAAAAGUGCACAAACAUAGUGAAAGGUCUUGUGUGUUUCUACCGAGGCCAGGAUUGCUGGAUGUACAACAUUACCACCCGCGAGAUGGUUCAGCUUCCUCCUCCUAUCUCAACCCAUGCCCAUGAUCAUCAUGUGGUAUUCCAUUUUGGUUUUGAUCUCGUCAACAAACGCUACAAAUUACUCCGGACAUGCCCUAGUUGUCCUCACGUCGAGAUUCUAACUAUUGGGGUAGAUUCUUGUUGGAGAACAAUUGUGGGCGCCCUUUCACCCCAAGACAUUGGAACACGAGGGGCUUCCUAUUUAGGUGGAUGUCUUUGCUGGAUGGACAAUCUUGGUAAACAACUUACUUGUUUUCCUCUUGCUCAUGAGAAGUUUAUUCAGGUUCCCAUCUACGAUUCUACUUGCUUUCCAGAUUUGAAACCAGUGAAUUUCGGACCCAACAUAACUAUUGCGAGACCUAAUUAUGGCCCCAAUUACUUGGUACACAAAAGUAACAACGUUGGAGAGAUCAGAAUGAUUAAGAAUAUUGAUCGUCUCCCGGAUAUACAAGUCGUCAAACCAGCUUCCCCCCCCCAAGGGAGCACAUUUUACACGUGCCGUAGGAGUCCUUCCCGACGGGAAAAUGCUCAUUUAUGA